GAAACUAUGAACUCUGAUGCACAGGAAAUAUGCUUCAGAAUAAACCUGACUAUCAGAACUAAAACAUCCAGUGUUGCGUUUUCUUUCUGCACUCUGUACAGCACACUGGCUCUGCGGGCGUGUGGACUCAUAUUCCGGAGGCUGAUUCAGUCUCCUCCCUCAGACAGCAUCCAGUACCUCCUCCUCCAGACCUCAUAUGGUGAGCACCACUGCACUCUGCCAAAAGGUCAUGUUGACCUGGGCUAGGAAGACAUGACCACCGCCCUCCGGGAGACCCAGGAGGAGGCAGGGUUGGGUGGGGAGCAGCUGAGGAUUGUGGAUGGCUUCCUGAGUGAGCUUCGGUACGAGGUGCGGGGCAGGCGGAAGGUGGUUCUGUACUGGCUGGCUGAGCUGAAGGACCCCGGGACAGCGGUCACCCUGUCGGAGGAGCACCAGGAUUACCGCUGGGUCGGUCUGGACGAGGCGUGCACGCUGGCCAGGUACAAAGACCUGCAGGACGCCCUGCGAGAAGCACACCGCUUCCUGAUGGCAGGAGAGAGAAAGUGACGCCGUUGUCUUUCUCGUUCAAAACACGGAAGAUUGAAUGAGGGCAGAACAUUUACUGGGGAAAAAAGUGCUUGACACAAUAGAGAUCCAACUCAUGGACCCACAUCACCAUGUUAUACUAUAUAUGUUGUCUAUUAUAGACCUUGCUGAGACAUGUUCAGGGAACCAGCUAUCACUGACACAGAUGCAGGUAUACUGUACUGACAUGCCCACAAGCAUGUCUGUUAGUGACAGCUUUGCAGUGCAGAGUCAAAGAUUUGUAAAUGCAUGGAACCUUUCCUCAUUUGAUUUUAUCUUAUUUUCUAAAAGUGUUUCUCCAUCAUGCCUGUAAAUACAUGUACUUAUUAAAUUAAAACGGCCUAAAUAAAGUUGUAUAGAGGUGGAAGAGGGAGCAGUGGACACUGGGCUUCUUUACCAAUUCAUUAGUGGUCUGAAUGACAGGAGUCUAUCCAGUAGCCAUUGUGCACUGUGACUAUAAAAGCAUUUUAAUUUUACUUUGAUCUAUAUUUGACUUGAUGGGUAGCAAAUUUAAUUUCUCACAAGCAUUCAGGCUGCUUCUCAAAGAUACUUUUACCUUUUUUAUGUACCUGGUUUAAGGCAUGGAGAAGAGUGACGCGGGUUGUAACAAUAAUACAGCAUCCUUUAUUUCACAUUGUUAUUUGUCAGUAAAUCGAUGCGGAGAGACAGAAAUAAAACCUACAGCAAAAUAAUGAGAAAAGGAGAGGGAUACCGGAGUCUUACAGCGAUUACAGGUGACAGACUUCACCAACCAGGGAAAAUAAAUCCAAACAAAAAAAAUCAAAUAAACAACACAAGUCAAAAUGAUAGAAAAUAUUGAAGUGGCGGUGGAUUUUCAGGUCAAGAACAACGGGCCUUUUAGGAUUUCUUCAUGGAAAAUGCAUUUCUUGAUGAUUUGACAGUUUUUAUAUACUUUUUUUUUUUACAAUCGGCAUUUCAUAUCUAAUGCUAUAUUUUAACACACCUUUUAAAAAUGUCUUUUUGUAGAAAAUAAGGAUGUGUUAACUAAUGGAUUAAUAUCGCUUUCAUCCCAUUAUAAAGAACUAAGGAUACUGGUAAUUCAAAGAAGAAUAAGAGUUGCCCAAGCAGUUUUUUCCCCCCCGAUGACACCACAGUUGUGACACAAAGUGACAGCACAGACGGUAACAAGCCCUAUCACAUUCAUCCAAUCUGCGCUCUUUUACUACCCUUUUCAAAUUAUCAGUCUUUUUCUCCCUGGAACUUCAAUGACCCUUUUAAAUCGUUAUGAUCAUUCAGACCCCUUUUUUUGGUGAUUAAUAUACACCCUGGUAAUUUAUUCAACAAAACAUACUUUAAGAUUGAAUUAUAUGCUCUGGUCAGGAAGAGGCUGGCUGUUUUGAAAACUAAACAAUACCUCAGACUGCUUCUGUUGGAAAUGCUCGCCUUUCACAAGCAUACAACUAUUCUGAUUCCACCCACUAGGGGGCGGGGCAACCCAAAUUCUUUGCACUGGAACACUGUGCUCUGGGUCACGUAGUUCUUUAUUUUUCACAGGGUCAUACUACUGGGUUUGUAAAAUCUCAGUGCUGUCAAAAAUUAUUUUGAAUAACCAGAGAGAAACAAUACCAUUAUUUCUUCUAUAUGAGGUCAGCAUGUUGAAGCCCAUGUACUUUGCUGCAGAGUUUCUCAGGGUUCACUGUGUUCUGCCAGUGUCACUCAGUAGACAUAUGACUUAUUUUUCUAACAACGAGCCUCCACUCAAACUCCUGUUGAGCGCAUUUUCAUUAGAAAGAACUUUUUGUGACAAUCGUCUUUUUCCCCCAACCAUUCUUAAUUACAUUACAAUACUGGUAAAAACAAAACAAAAAAAACCAAGAGAAGACUAGUUUUGAUGAAUACAGCAGAGACCUGCUCCAAAGACACAGCAUUGCUUUUACUCAAUGCCUCCAAUACACCACUGCUGGCCCUCUUUACAAACUUAGGCAGAGAAACCAACACUUUACAUUACAUAGGUUUUCAGUCUCUGUCACUGUUUUGGAGCAGGAUCAAGAUCCUCACACACCAUUUAACUAUAGUGACAUGCCAAAUCUCUAAGGGGCCAGAUACAGACUGUCGGUGUGGGCGCCCGUGGCGAUAAAGAGUGUUAGCAGACAUGACACAGUCACCCCAAACCAUAUGAAAAGCUCCUCUGCGCCGAUCCAGCACCGGUUCGGUGCGUUAUCGCAGGGCUGUCGUGUCAAUUUUCGAUCUGCGAGUCUGCGACAGAACAGUAGCUAAUCUCUGUAAAUGUUUUUGAGGUUCAAGUAUGAUGUCAUCCACUCGUCUGUUGGGAACAGAGCCCAGACUGAAAAUAACCAACACGGUCGCAAUAGCCAUUUCACUUCUGUGGCAGAACCAGCCUUCCGACAAGUACGAAGCACUGCUCUGGAUUCUGUGUGUGUGAUUUAAGGGUUAGCUUGUUUGUCAAAGUUUUUUUUUUUCAUUCUAUUGCAAGAUUUUAGAAGAGUAUUUUCUAAACACUUGAACAGUGGAGGCUACAGGUUGCUCAGAAGAGGCCCAUGAUAAAUCAAAGUUGCACAGAAGAGCAACCCCUGAAUGCCUGAGGAAUAUCAGACUGGUCAAAACACGCACAUGUUCUGAGUCGGUUAUCAAAGCCAUUUUUGCCAUUUUUCUCCUGCUUCUUACACAAUCUUAUAUCCAGCACUGCAAUGCUGUGUGACUAAUUCCAUCCCUUGGCAGUUUAAGGCUGCCCUUCUGCACUUUAUUUAAAGUAGAAUUCUACCAAUCCCAUUUACAAAGGCUCACUCAACUAUCCAACCUGAUAAGCCAGAACAUACACCUUUUGGGCUAUCCUCCAACUCCUCUCUCCACUUCAACAACAUUUUCAGAAAAUGAAAACAAAAAUUAAAGACCUCUAAUAAUGAUUGCAUUCUUUUUUCCAUUUUUUUUUUUAAGUGAAUCACUGUUUCACCAAUGUCUUCUCUCCCACGCGCACAACACUACAAGAAGAGAAAUCAAAUCAAAUGGAACAAAAACAGCUAAAGACGACACCACCCGUGCCCCCCCCCUCCCGGCGAUACAUCUUUACCUGGUGCUUGGGGGUAGGUGGGGGGGGGGCAGGGGGUGUUGUCAUUGUAGGCUUUUUUUUCCUUUGUCUUUUAAUGUGUUCCAUCUCAAUAGAACGGAAAAGCUGAAUCUCUUUUUCCAAACAGAUCCUAUUGAACAAUAGUGCAGACUUCCAAAAAGAAAUAAAAAAUCCACCGCUUCCCGCUGUUGCUGCUCACUGCGCUUGCGGAAGGUUCGUUUAAUCUUCCGUGGCUCGAGGGCCGGCUGAUAGCUGACCGGUGCUCGAGUCCAGUCCUUGGGGAAGACAGUGAGGUGGCCUGGGUAGUGUCUCUGGGGAGGGCAGGGUCGGGCAGGUGGACAGGCCGGACGCACUCUCACACCCUGACCCCGUCCCUGUCCCCCACACCUUAGGAGUCUGCCACUGCUCUCCACAACGACUGACAGUGGUUAGUAGUCUUGUAGGCCUUUGCCUCCCGAGACGUGCGUUGCAACUCCGAAGCCGUUCCUUCAGGCACGGGGCCAUGCGCUUGGGGCAGAAAGUUCACCUCGCAGCACAUCUUUUUGCUUUUUUUUUUUUUUUGUUUUCCUCAUUUUUUGAUUUUCUUUUUAAAUCCACAGUUUUCAAACUGGUUCUAAAGGAACCAAACACACAGAAGCGGAAAGUCACACUGGUUUAAGGUUUAAAGGUCCUCCCAUCAGUCUCUGCUCUGAACAAAAAUCCGGCGAUUCCCAGAUCAGGGCAAUGAAAAGAAAAAAAAAAACCCAA
Megalops cyprinoides (Indo-Pacific tarpon) is the source of this 4357-nucleotide messenger RNA. RefSeq names its product nudix (nucleoside diphosphate linked moiety X)-type motif 2 (gene nudt2). The record is from RefSeq and is a predicted model, not a curated record. Gene Ontology annotation, molecular function: bis(5'-nucleosyl)-tetraphosphatase (asymmetrical) activity. The transcript is spliced from 3 exons. Gene Ontology annotation, biological process: AMP biosynthetic process; ATP biosynthetic process. NCBI's taxonomy places the organism in Eukaryota, Metazoa, Chordata, Actinopteri, Elopiformes, Megalopidae.